UCAUCGAUGAUGUCAAGCAUGAGAGUGAUUCUCAUCAUUCUCACCCUAAUCAACACAGUUGCUCCAAAGAGAGCAGAAGGUGUUCGUGCUUUCUUUGUGUUCGGGGACUCACUUGUUGACAGUGGCAACAACAAUUACUUGCCAACCACCGCACGCGCUGACUCUCCUCCCUACGGAAUCGACUAUCCCACCCGUCGCCCCACCGGUCGCUUCUCCAAUGGCUUCAACCUCCCUGACCUUAUCAGCCAGCAUAUUGGGUCUGAACCCACAUUGUCAUACUUGAGCCCUCAACUCACUGGACAAAAGCUCUUGAUUGGGGCCAAUUUCGCUUCCGCGGGGAUUGGAAUCCUUAACGACACCGGCGUCCAAUUUGUGGGGAUAAUAAGAAUGUUUCAGCAGUUUGCAUUGUUCCAGCAAUAUCAACAAAGGUUAAGUGCAGAGGUAGGAGCAGGAAAGGCAAAGAAAAUAGUGAACGGAGCAUUGGUACUGAUAACAGUAGGUGGUAACGACUUUGUUAACAACUAUUUCGUGACUCCUGUCUCUGCAAGGUCUCGCCAAUUCACUGUCCCCCAGUUCUGCCGCUACCUUAUCUCUGAGUAUCGAAAAAUUCUCAUGAGGUUGUUUGAGUUGGGAGCAAGAAGGGUGCUUGUUACCGGAGCUGGCCCACUGGGCUGUGUUCCUUCUCAGCUGGCUACAAGAAGCACAAACGGAGAGUGUGUUGUUGAGUUACAACAGGCAGCACUGACUUUCAACUCCCUUCUGGUCCAGCUCAUCACACAACUCAACACCAAUGUGGGCUCUGAUGUUUUUGUUGCAGUCAAUGCUUUCCAAAUGAACAUGAACUUCAUCACCAACCCUGAAAAAUUUGGUUUUAUUACAUCAAAGGUAGCAUGUUGUGGUCAAGGUCGCUUCAACGGGGUGGGAGUAUGCAAUUCUUUGUCAAACUUGUGCCCAAACCGUGAUGUCUAUGCGUUUUGGGACCCUUAUCACCCAACUCAACGUGCUUUGGGGUUUGUCGUCCGAGACAUCUUUAGCGGAACUUCUGACUAUAUGUACCCCAUGAACCUUAGCACCAUCAUGGCCAUGGACUCCAACAUCUAA
Molecule: messenger RNA, 1101 nt
Organism: Gastrolobium bilobum
Lineage: Eukaryota; Viridiplantae; Streptophyta; Magnoliopsida; Fabales; Fabaceae
Product: GDSL esterase/lipase At4g28780-like
Exons: 5
Coding region: 7-1101 (364 amino acids)
Molecular function (GO): hydrolase activity, acting on ester bonds
Source: RefSeq, a predicted model, not a curated record